CAUUUUUAUGCUUGAAUUAAUUAGAUAUUCAUAACCUUACAUUGAAAGUGUGUCAUUAAAAAAUAUUUCUAUCUAUAAUAUAUGUAAUUUUGGUUGAAAUCUUAUUAUCUUACCAAAACUCCAAACAAGAUUUUUCUCACGAGCAAGUACAGUAGAGAAGCGCCUGCACAGCUGCAACUGCGCCGGCGUGAUUAGCCGCACGUGUUUACACGAUCACAUAACCUCGAACACAUACCGACACACAGCACCUUGGCUCUAGCAGCUUUGUUGUUUUCUUUUAAAUUUCCCUUUAAAAAAGCCAUAAUGAAAGUAACCGAAAGGGAAGAAGUGGUGACCGUCGGUAGCCACGUUAUAAUUCAAAAAUUGGAUUACACGAAAGUGUACAGAGUUUCUGAGACUGGCUCACUUGCUUUGGGCAAGGAAGAAAUCAAAAUGAGUGCAAUCAUAGGACAGCCCUUCUGGACUACCUUCAAAGUGAUUCCUCCCGAAGGGAAACGUGACAAUAAAAACUACAGAAAAGGUCCACCUUCGACUCUGGUUGUAGCUGAAAAAUCUGAUACUCUGGAAGACUUGAAGAAGGCUGUGGCAAGUGGAUGUGACAAUCGGUCUAUCAACGACGAUGGAAAGUCACAGAAACUCUCCAAGGAUGAUAUUCUGGGUCUUCGGGAUGCUGGCAAAUCAGGACGAGAGAUCGUAAGUAGUCUCAUUGAGAACAAUGCAUCUUUUUCCGAGAAAACUGAGUACUCGCAAGAAAAGUACAUUCGUAAGAAGGAGAAAAAGUACUGUCAGUUUUUGUCGGUGCACAAGCCGACUCUCUCUUCACUGCAAAAGAUUUACUUGAGACAAGAUCCAGCAAAAAUUUACUUUUUGAGAAUGGACACUUUGGCUCAACUAUUUAGUUAUAGCGACGUUAAAUCUGAGGGUACAUUUAUACUGUACGACAGUGGGACAAAUGGACUUGGUGCUGCGGGAAUGUUGUCCAGAAUAGGCUCCAAAACUAGUGGUAAUUUACUCUAUCUCCAUCCUGGAGAUCAUCUGCCACAAAUGCCUAUUUUGCGAGCCAUGAACUUCCCUCAAGAUCAAUUAGAUAGAUUAACUGUUGUCAGUAUUUUUGACUUCUUUAGGAAUAGAAAUAAAGCUGAAAGUGAUAGUGCAAUUAAAGCAGACAGAAUAGACGUCGAAGUAGAAAGUGUAGUUAUGGAAGAUAAGAAAGUCCAGGAAACUGAGGGAGUAAAAGACUCUGUAGAUAGUAAUAAAGAUGAUUGCGAAGAAAACAAAUGUGAUAUUGCUAAUUCUAAUGAAUUGAAAAGAAAAAAUUCCGAAGAUCAAGGGGAGGGUGAACCGAUUCUCAAAAAGUCAAGAAAAGUUCAGGAUAUCGAACGAGCCGCUGAACUCUUGUCAAGUUCAAAGGCUGAUGGUUUAGCCAUCAUUGCAAAAGAGCAUCCUUUGAAUAUAGUGAAAGCUCUUUUACCACUUGUCAAAUCAUCUAGGCCAUUUGUCAUCUACCACGCUCAUCGAGAACCACUUCAAGAGACUUACGUUGCACUGAAACAGCAAAGUGACGUGAUCAACCUUAGACUUUUUUCAAAUUUCUUGCGUUCCUACCAAGUUCUACCCGACAGAACUCAUCCGGAUAUUCUCACAAAUGACUGCGGUGGUUACUUGCUGUCCGGAUAUUUAGUUAGCUAAGGAAAGGACGUGUACAAACUUAGAUAUCUCAAUUGAACGGACAUGUAAUUUUAUAUACAAAAACAUUGACCUUUACAAAAUAAUAAUUGUAAAUACAAAAAUUACUUGUAUUUAAUCUUAUCAUCACAUGAACUUAUCGUGUAAAUACUAUUAUAUAUACAAUGUACCGACUUAUUUUACACAAAUGGAAGACAAAUAUAUUUGACAUUUGUACAUAUUGUCUUCGAGAAAGUUGAAUACUGCAUUAUUAACAUAUUUUAACGAAUUAAAUUAACAACUUUGUAUCAAAAGUAAAAAAAAAA
This is a messenger RNA of Nasonia vitripennis (jewel wasp), 1991 nucleotides long. RefSeq names its product tRNA (adenine(58)-N(1))-methyltransferase non-catalytic subunit TRM6 (gene Trmt6). Gene Ontology annotation, cellular component: tRNA (m1A) methyltransferase complex; nucleus. Bases 304 to 1689 code for a protein of 461 amino acids. The transcript has a single exon. Gene Ontology annotation, biological process: tRNA methylation. The record is from RefSeq and is a predicted model, not a curated record. NCBI's taxonomy places the organism in Eukaryota, Metazoa, Arthropoda, Insecta, Hymenoptera, Pteromalidae.